AUGCAAGAGGACACUGAACGAGGCACAGACACCACAAGGCAGGAAGACACUAAACAAGGCACAAACACAGCAAGGCAAGAGGACACUGAACGAGGCACAAACACCACAAUGCAGGAGAACAGUGAACGAGGCACAAACACAACAAGGGAAGAGGACACUGAACGAGGCACAGACACCACAAGGCAGGAAGACACUAAACAAGGCACAAACACAGCAAGGCAAGAGGACACUGAACGAGGCACAAACACCACAAUGCAGGAGAACAGUGAACGAGGCACAAACACCACAAGCAAGAAGACACUGAACGAGAAACAAGCACAACCAGGCAAUAAAUCACUUAACGAGGCAAAAACACCACAAGGCAAGAGGACACUGAACGAGACAAAAACACCACAAGGCAAGAAGACACUGAACGAGGCACAAACACCACAAGGCAAGACGACACUGAGCGAGGCAGAAACACCACAAGGCAGGAAGACACUGAACGAAGCACAAACACCGCAAGGAAAGAGGACACUGAACGAAGCAAAAACACAACAAGGCAAGAAGACACUGAACGAGGCACAAGCACCACAAGGCAGGAGAACACUGAACGAGGCACAAACACAACAAAGCAAGAAGACACCGAACGAGCAACAAGCACCACAAGGCAAGAGGACAUUGAACGAGGCACAAACACCACAAGGCAAGAGGACACUGAACGAGGCACUAGCACAACAAGGCAAGAGGACACUGAACGAGGCAUUAACACAACAAGGCAAGAGGAAUCUGAACGAGGCACAAGCACAACAAGGCAAGAGGACACUGAACGAGGCACAAACACCACAAUGCAGGAGGACACUGAACGAUGCACAAACACCACAAGAGAAGAGGACACUAAGCAAGGCACAAAGACCACAAGGCAAGAGGAUACUGAACGAAGAACAAACACCACAAAGCAAGAAGACACUGAACGAGGCACAAACACAACAAGGCAAGAGGACAUUGAACGAGGCACAAACACCACAAGGCAAGAGGGAACUGAACGAGACAAAAACACCACAAGGCAAGAAGACACUGAACGAGGCACAAACAACACAAGGCAAGACGACACCGAGCGAGGCACAAACACCACAAUGCAGGAGGACACUGAGCGAGGCACAAACACAACAAGGCAAGAGGACACUUAACGAGGCACAAACACCACAAGGAAAGUGGUCACUGAACGAAGCACAAACACAACAAGGCAAGAAGACACCGAACAAGGCACAAACACAACAAGGCAAGAAGACACUGAACGAGGCACAAGCACCACAAGGCAAGAGGAAACUGAACGGGGCACAAACACCACAAGAAUACACUGAACGAGGCACAAGCACAACAAGGCAAGAGGACAUUGAACGAGGCACAAACACAACAAGGCAAGAGGACACUGAACGAGACAAAAACACCACAAGGCAAGAAGACACUGAACGAGGCACAAACAACACAAGGCAAGACGACACCGAGCGAGGCACAAACACCACAAGCCAGGAAGACACUGAACAAAGCACAAACACCGCAAGGAAAGAGGACAAUGAACGAAGCACAAACACAACAAGGAAAGAAGACACCGAACAAGGCACAAACACAAUAAGGCAAGAAGACACUGAACGAGGCACAAGCACCACAAGGCUAGAGGACACUGAACGAGGCACAAACACAACAAGGCAGGAGGACACUGAACGAAACCCAAACCCCACAAGGCAAGAAUACACUGAACGAGGCACAAGCACAACAAGGCAAGAGGACAUUGAACGAGGCACAAACACAACAAGGCAAGAAGACACUGAACGAGGAACAAGCACAACACGGCAGGAGGACACUGAACGGCAAGAAGACACUGAACGAGCAACAAGCACCACAAGGCAAGAGGACAUUGAACGAGGCACAAACACCACAAGGCAAGAGGACAUUGAACGAGGCACUAGCACAACAAGGCAAGAGGACACUGAACGAGGCAUAAACACAAUAAGGCAAGAGGAAUCUGAACGAGGCAUAAGCACAACAAGGCAAGAGGACACUGAACGAGGCACAAACACCACAAUGCAGGAGGACACGGAACGAUGCACAAACACCACAAGAGAAGAGGACACUAAGCGAGGCACAAAGACCACAAGGCAAGAGGAUACUGAACGAAGAACAAACACCACAAGGAGGAUACUGAACGAGGCACAAACACAACAAGGCAAGAGGACACCUGACGAGGCACCAACACCACAAGGAAAGAGGACACUGAACGAAGCACAAACACAACAAGAGGACACUGAACGAGGCACAAACACCACAAGGAAAGAGGACACUGAACGAAGCACAAACACAACAAGGCAAGAAGACACCGAACAAGGCACAAACAUAACAAGGCAAGAGGAAUCUGAACGAGGCACAAGCACAACAAGGCAAGAGGACACUGAACGGGGCACAAACACCACAAUGCAGGAGGACACGGAACGAUGCACAAACACCACAAGAGAAGAGGACACUAAGCGAGGCACAAAGACCACAAGGCAAGAGGAUACUGAACGAAGAACAAACACCACAAGGAGGACACUGAACGAGGCACAAACACAACAAGGCAAGAGGACACCUGACGAGGCACAAACACCACAAGGAAAGAGGACACUGAACGAAGCACAAACACAACAAGGCAAGAAGACACCGAACAAGGCACAAACACAACAAGGCAAGAAGACACUGAACGAGGCACAAGCACCACAAAGCUAG
Molecule: messenger RNA, 2742 nt
Organism: Mya arenaria
Lineage: Eukaryota; Metazoa; Mollusca; Bivalvia; Myida; Myidae
Product: serine/arginine repetitive matrix protein 5-like
Exons: 9
Coding region: 1-2742 (913 amino acids)
Source: RefSeq, a predicted model, not a curated record